This is a messenger RNA of Mercurialis annua (annual mercury), 1322 nucleotides long. RefSeq names its product F-box/kelch-repeat protein At3g23880-like. The record is from RefSeq and is a predicted model, not a curated record. The transcript has a single exon. Gene Ontology annotation, molecular function: protein binding. NCBI's taxonomy places the organism in Eukaryota, Viridiplantae, Streptophyta, Magnoliopsida, Malpighiales, Euphorbiaceae. The coding region runs from base 2 to 1282 and encodes 426 amino acids.
CAUGGCCGCAAAGCAGAACCAAAGCAUAACAGUCAAUAAGAAACAGAAGGGAAAACAAAACGAAGUCUAUUUUAGUGAAGAUCUGCUUCAUACUAUCUUAUUAAAUCUCGAUGUAACGUCUCUCGGUCGUUUCAAGUGCGUCUCUAAACCAUGGAAUUCUCUUAUCAGCAGCACCCGAUUCAUCAGAGACCAUUCCCGUAUUCACCAAAGCAAUCCCACCAUGAACUGCUAUCUUCUCUGCAAAAAUUAUUUACAUUAUUUACACGAACGCGAAAGCAAACGAAACGGAACACGAUUGCUACUUUCCCCUCCUGCAGUAACCAUGAUGCAUUACGGCUCAAUCUUCAAACCAUUACCACAACAACAAAACCGACAAGCGAUAAAGAUAGGUUCAUCGUCAUCAUUUAAAUUCGUGUUUGAUAGGCAGCUGCCAUCAAACUGCGAUGCCUUUCAGAUUACAUGUUGCUGUGACGGUCUCAUAUGCAUUAGUGAGUGUGAUCGUCUGCUUCUGUGGAACCCUUGCAUGGGUAAACACAAAACAUUACCAUUACCUGACCCCGACGCUACUUUUCCAGCCCAGAUUUGGGAUGUUUUCGGGCUCGGAUAUGAUUCUUCUACCGAUGAUUACAAGGUUGUAAGAGUUCCUUCUUGUGAUGACUCUCAAGUGUGCAGGAACCCUAGUGUCUAUGUGAUGACUCUCAAGUCAAAUUUAUGGAGAAAACUAGAUAUUGAGUUUCCGUAUGCAGUGCAUGAAUGCGGACAAGCAAUCUCUACGGGUGGAAGCUUGUACUGGUUUGCCCUAAUUCCUCGUAUGGCUAAUAAAGUUGUAUUAAUUAGAUUCGAUUUGGAAACCGAGAUAUGCAGAGAAUUGCCGAUGCCUCCCAACCUCCAUGUACAAGAUGCAAACAUUAUCAAUGAAGCUGCCAAGUUGGGGAUUUUAGAAGGUUGUAUUUCUUCAUCGAGUCUCAACCCGAGUAAAAGUUAUUUUGAUAUUUGGAUGCUCAAGGGAGAAAUCUGGAUCAAGUUUAUGAGUGUUCCUACGAGCAUUCACAAGGGAGAGGAUUAUAUUUAUAGUUUGAGGCCGCUCUUUACCGACAAUGGUGGCCUCGUGAUGCAUGCUACAUUAUUUAACAAUCGUCUGGUGAACAUCUUUGGAGAUUUACUUCUUAUCUAUCAUCCAAAACAAGACACUUGCAGAAAAUUUCAUUUUCCUGGCCGACCCGAUAUGUAUCCCAGUGAAGUUUAUCUUAAUUUUCCUAGUCUACUUUCACUUUCAAUCUGAUAGCAAAUUCUCAAUGUUGUUUAGUUGUGAAGCAAAACAA